This is a messenger RNA of Papaver somniferum (opium poppy), 540 nucleotides long. Its product is annotated as agamous-like MADS-box protein AGL97. The transcript is spliced from 2 exons. Gene Ontology annotation, molecular function: DNA-binding transcription factor activity, RNA polymerase II-specific; protein dimerization activity; RNA polymerase II cis-regulatory region sequence-specific DNA binding. The record is from RefSeq and is a predicted model, not a curated record. The coding region runs from base 1 to 540 and encodes 179 amino acids. Lineage: Eukaryota; Viridiplantae; Streptophyta; Magnoliopsida; Ranunculales; Papaveraceae. Gene Ontology annotation, biological process: regulation of transcription by RNA polymerase II.
AUGGGUAAGAGAAGGAUUGAGAUCAAGAAGAUUGAAGAUAGACAGAAGAGAGACGUAGCAUUCACUAAGAGACGCCAUGGCCUGUUCAAGAAAGCAGCUGAUCUAUGUCGACUUACUGGUGCUGAUAUUUCUCUGUUGAACAAUACCAUUAAUGUUAAAGAAGAAAAAGUUGCUGAUGAUGAGACAACUAGGGUUGCUGAUGAUGGGUUUUGGUGGAAUAACCUAAAUCCAGAAGAAAUUGAUAGUAUUGAAAAGUUAACGGCUGUAAGAAAUCAAUUACUUGAUGUGAAAAAGAAGGUUGCACAGAGAAAGCAAGAGUUGCUUGCAGCAGCAGCAAAACCAAUUGAUAUUGCUACCUCUACUUCUACAACUACUACUUGUACUGUUGUAGAGAAGAUGAAGGAGGAUUCUUUCCUGUUGGAGGAUGAUUUGAGAAUGUUAUUAUCAGAUUGCUAUGAUGAUGCACAGAAUUGGUUGCCUUCUAUUGAUGAUUCGGGAACGUUAUUUGAGGGUUUAGAUGAUUUAGAGAAUUGGGGUUGA